Molecule: messenger RNA, 831 nt
Organism: Procambarus clarkii (red swamp crayfish)
Lineage: Eukaryota; Metazoa; Arthropoda; Malacostraca; Decapoda; Cambaridae
Source: RefSeq, a predicted model, not a curated record
AUGAAGGAACUACCACCAUUACCAUUAUGUGAGAUGAAGGAACUACCACCAUUAUGUGAGAUGAAGGAACUAUCACUAUUAAGUGAGAUGAAGCAACUACCACCAUUAUAUGAGGAGAAGGAACUACCACCACUAUGUGAGAUGAAGGAACUACCACCACUAUGUGAGAUGAAGGAACUACCACCAUUAUGUGAGAUGAAGGAACUACCACCAUUAUGUGAGAUGAAGAAACUACCACCAUUAUGUGAGAUGAAGGAACUACCACCAUUAUGUGAGAUGAAGGAACUACCACCAUUAUGUGAGAUGAUGGAACUACCACUAUUAAGUGAGAUGAAGCAACUACCACCAUUAUGUGAGAUGAAGGAACUACCACCAUUAUGUGAGAUGAAGGAACUACCACCAUUAUGUGAAAUGAAGGAACUACCACCAUUAUGUGAGAUGAAGGAACUACCACCAUUAUGUGAGAUGAAGGAACUACCACCAUUACCAUUAUGUGAGAUGAAGGAACUACCACCAUUAUGUGAGAUGAAGGAACUACCACCAGUAUGUGAGAUGAAGCAACUACCACCAUUAUGUGAGGAGAAGGAACUACCACUAUUAUGUGAGAUGAAGGAACUACCACCAUUAUGUGAGAUGAAGGAACUACCACCAUUACCAUUAUGUGAGAUGAAGGAACUACCACUAUUAAGUGAGAUGAAGCAACUACCACCAUUAUGUGAGGAGAAGGAACUACCACCAUUAUGUGAGAUGAAGCAACUACCACCAUUAUGGGAGGAGAAGGAACUACCACCAUUAUGUGAGAUGAAGGAACUUCCACAUUAUGUGAGAUGA